GCAGACACACGUAGGCGCGUCUCCUACCGACCAACCCCCUUUUCCCCCGGCGUUCAGACUGAAGCCGGCGAGCGGCGGGACGAGCAGGCAGGGAGGACCCGGUGCCGCAGCUCCGACGGGACGGGCCGGACAGAGGUGUCCACCGAACGAGGAGGUGUGACGCUGCGCUGAGUCUCCCCUCACUGUGUGCAGGAGCACUGUGGCAGCUAUGGGACCUGAGGACAGACCUGGUUUGGGUUCAGGAACCUGCCCAUCGGGACCACAAGCGUGUGUCUCUACAAACAUGUACAACAGCAACGGGCCUGCAGUUCAGAAGACCCAAGUGUGCACCCAGGGCUGUGUCCUGGCUGAGAAAGCGCCCGUGGGGAGUGAGCAUCACAGGGGCAACACGCUAAUAGCUGAGCAGGUCUGGAGGAACCUGGCCACUCCGCCGCAGACUGCGGCAACCACAUUGCACCGCAGCAACGCGUCAGCGACUGGAGAGGCACGAUGCAGUUUCCGCAGCCCCGAAUCGGUGGAGAUGGACGAGAUCAUGGCAGCCAUGGUUCUGACCAGCCUUUCCUGUAGCCCUGUGGUCCAGAGCCCUCCACAGACAGACACUGGAGCAGGUGGCUCGUCGGCGGCGGCGGACAUGGAGUGUGGUGGCGGGGAGCUCUCUGACAGUGGCAGCAGCGGCUACUGGAGCUGGGACCACGGUAACGUGAGCCCUGCAGCCUCGCCGUCUGUCAUGGAGAUGGACAGCAGCCCCGAUGAAGGCCUGCACAUGGACCUGGAGCACGGAGAGGAGAGCUGUGCCAAAAAGUCAAAGAGCUCCUUCAGAAGUGUGUACAAGUGUCUAUGGCCCAGUUGUGGUAAACUGCUCACCUCAUCCGUCGGAAUCAAAAGACACAUCCGCGUGCUGCACCUGGGCAGCGGGUCAGAACAGUCUCAGAGAGAAGAGGACUUCUACUACACCAAGAUCUCCUGCGAGGCUGUGGACGUCGGCCCCGCUCCGGCUCCAGCUCCGGCUCCUCCCCAGCAGGCUCUGGGCCAGGCUCCGUCCUCUCGCCUCAGCUGGGGCUCCUGCACUUCACCUCCGGGCUUGGGGCUCCAGAUCCCCCCCGCUCACAGACCCAGGUCCAACUCCAGCUCUGGGCCGGGCAUCAGCCGGCCCAGUCCGCUCAGCCAGUCGGCACCCAGCAGCUUCUGGCAGAUCCACUCAGAGCAUCUCUAUCAGGCCUGUAGCCCCUUCCAGGUUUCUGUGGGGCCCAGGAGCCCCAGCAGCCAGGGCUUGACCCCCUCCGCCUCCAUUUCUGGUCAUAGUAAUACUCUGAUGGUGAAACCUCGUUUCCGCUCUGUCAGUGUCGGGGAACAGUGGCUCCAGCAGAACCGUCUGCAGCCUGUGAGCGCGUCGCCCUCCCGCUCCCACUGCUCCUUCAGGAAGGGUCGCGGUGAGGCCAAAAAGUGUCGCAAGGUGUACGGGGUGGAGCGCAAGGAUCAGUGGUGCACUGCCUGCCGCUGGAAGAAGGCGUGCCAGCGUUUUCCUGACUGAACCAAGCCCAGCGAUGGAGAGCGAGAGAGGGGAGGGACCAGCAGGCGGACGGACGAAUGGAUGGAUGAAAUGGAUGAAUGGAUAAAAAAGACUAUCAGAGACAGGUUCUAAAUCAGGGCCCGGGAGCCAUUGAGAAAAACAACUUCUAUUACACGUUUCCUUUUGUACCUGUUUCGUUUCUCUCCUUUAGGAAUGCAAAUGGAGUUUUCUGUAUCUUAGUAACUCGAUCCUGAAAUCAAAAGUUGGUGAUGGUGCUAACUGUUGACUGACUUUGUGACCAUGUGAUGUGCUAAGCCUACAAUACUCUCCUGUUUUAUCCAAAGGUCAUAAUACUGCCCCCGUAGCUCCACUGUAUUAGACGGCUACUCGCGUUGCUCCAACCCUCUCUUCCAGCAUUAACACAGUGAUUAUGACGUACAUUGUGCUGUGUGCUUUGAGUUCCGUACAAGUAUUUUCUACCGUUUUUUUCUUUUUUUUUUAAAUCAUCGUUGUUGAGCCCACAUAUCGGGCGGAUGACUUUUUGGAACUUUUCAUGUUUUUUGGCACUUUGCUCGGAUACAAACACACAAGGAUAAGCUAUAUUUGGUUUGACUCAACCAAAUUCCUUCCAAAUGGGUUUUUUCCUUCCUGCCCGUUAUCGUUGGCAUACGACCAGUGUUAGAUGGUUUUAUCUGUGAAGCUAUGGAAUCAUGGCUAUGGGAUUAGCGUUAAGGGGGAGGAGUUUGUAAUACCAAUAAAAAAGAGGAAAUAUAUUGUCAAAUACAUUAAAAAGCACUGAGAAUUUCA
Messenger RNA from Betta splendens (Siamese fighting fish), 2317 nucleotides. It is a transcript of the gene znf395b, whose product is annotated as zinc finger protein 395b. The transcript is spliced from 10 exons. The record is from RefSeq and is a predicted model, not a curated record. NCBI's taxonomy places the organism in Eukaryota, Metazoa, Chordata, Actinopteri, Anabantiformes, Osphronemidae. Gene Ontology annotation, cellular component: nucleus. The coding region runs from base 209 to 1531 and encodes 440 amino acids. Gene Ontology annotation, molecular function: RNA polymerase II cis-regulatory region sequence-specific DNA binding; DNA-binding transcription factor activity. Gene Ontology annotation, biological process: regulation of transcription by RNA polymerase II.